AUGGUUGUUCGCGAUAUCUACUUCCAAUUCGGACCCGAGGACUCGUAUUUCCUCCGCGUAGGGCACCGCCAUCGCAGUGCGGGAAAUAUAGCUGGACGGAGGCCACCCUGGACGGAUGGCGAGAGGAUUCGAGUUGACAUGAUGGCAUGGAAUAAGAGCGGUAGUUACUGUUCCCUUUGGUAUAACCGUCAGGGCAAUAUCCAGACUACUACAGCCAAGUUAAAUCCAAAACUGGAGAGAGCGAUGUCGAGUUCUCCAAGAUCUGCGAGACGAGUAGUUUUCGGGCCUGAAGCCACCUGGUUUCUUUGGUAUUUGUUCGGCUGUUCACCGGAGUACUCUGCUGGCUUGCCCAAGGCCAUUGAAGAGAAUGUUCAGGAUGCAAGGAAGAUGUACACGACGCUGCGGUGUGUAGCGCUGGGUCCGGAGAACAACUUUGUCAUGAUUUGGCAAGAUGGAUCGAAAUCGUAUAACCUAGACGAGAAUUACUCGGUGCUGAAUCAGGCGCUUGAUAGUUGCGAGGGUGAAGAUGUGAGCGUAAGUAAUGUUUUCGAUAGCUCGUAUUUGAUUUUGCUUUUGAAAUUGAAGGAUACUUAUCCAGUACGACAGCGCAUCGCUCUCAAUCCCAACAAGGCCGGUGACUACUUCGUCUACUUCGACAGAACCAAGACCGCUAUGUUCCAAGUGUCUGAAGCAUUUGGCAAAGAUCUCGAGGAUGCCCUGACUGCCGAAGGUAUUAGAAGCACAGCUAUUGUUCGUCAUAGAGAUAAGCUGGCGAGACAAACCGACAUUCUCAAAAUGGCAAAGCAAAGCAAUCUAGUCGGCAAUGUAGCGGACACUGUAAACAAUGAGACAAUAGGAUCGAGCGGGUCGAGACUGGUGACGAACGGUGUGAGCAUUGGAGCAAGCUUGGCGACAUUUGCUAGCGCUAUCGUAGGUGUCGCCGCUUGUACAGUUAUGUAGGGUUUUUUUGUGUUAUCCUAAUGGUUACGUACAUUUGAGGCGAGCAAGGGGUGGGGUUUCUAGAAUGUUGAACCUGGACAUCGUCUCAUCACGAUCCUCUCAAAGACCCUUUGUUCUCCGUAUCAG
This is a messenger RNA of Exserohilum turcica Et28A, 1086 nucleotides long. RefSeq lists its product as uncharacterized. Bases 1 to 960 code for a protein of 319 amino acids. NCBI's taxonomy places the organism in Eukaryota, Fungi, Ascomycota, Dothideomycetes, Pleosporales, Pleosporaceae. The transcript is spliced from 3 exons. The record is from RefSeq and is a predicted model, not a curated record.